AUUACAAAACCUUCUCCAAGUCACCAAGGUAAUCAUUCAUCGUCUCUGCUGUGAGGACUCGCAACGUCAAUUUCCUCCUUCGGCAUCCUGUCUGGCGACACAGCAAAUCCCCGAUGAAGAAAUCCAGAUCCAGGACCUGCAAGCCAGAGACAGAAAAGGAAUGCGAAAUGAUAUACGAAGGGAAAGCCCGCUCGUCCUCGAUCAUCGUCAUCUCCGAUGAUUCCAGUGAUGACGAUUCUGAAGCAGGGGGCUGUUCAAGAUCGAGAAAUGACAGGGCCCAUGGCCUGGAAUUCUCUGACUAUUUCCAUGCAGGCCACGAUUCGUCAAAGAUCAUAGGCCUGACGAGUCCAACAUCUUCGCACAGCAAGUACACAGCCACCGCGCCCUCUCAGUCGACACCUAGCCAAUUGCGCACCGAAAAUCGGAGCAUCUGUACUGGACAAUGCAAUACAGAUCAAGAGAGGUGUCAGGCAGUUGAUGACGACGACCAUCCAGACCUCAACGUGUAUCUGUCGUAUCUGGACACACAGGACGGCAGGGCACAGCUAAACAUGAUAGAGGAGGCUCCCACACAAGCAACACACGAUCUAGAAGCAUUCACGGCGCACCUUGGCCGACACAAGAUUCGUCACGACAGGGUGACAGCGGAUCUCGCGGAUCUCGACUUGCGAAUUGCGUCCAUGGUAUCGAGCAUUGUCGCUGGCCCCCAGCGUAUGGUGCGAGAGCAACUUCGAGAGGCAGCGGCCUUUAUGCGUCACGACCUGGCCAACUCAUCACAGUAUCUGACAGACGCCCACACCAAGGUGUCUGCGCUCGAAACUCGAGUCAAUGCAUCUCGCGACAUGCGGUCCUGCUGGCUGCGCCUCUGGUCACUUUACGAGGAUCUCAAUCGGCCUGGCUCCAGUCGUGUCAGUCCCAUGCUGAAUCAACUUUGGACAGAUCAAGGCCUCGGUAACAAGGUGGUGUCGGGGAUCUGCGACGCAGAGACGAGACUAGAGCACGCAGACUUGGACAUCCGUGCCUUUGAUGUCAUGUGGGGAGAGAUGGUUGGUUUGGAUGGACAUGGGGAUUGGGAUGGGGAUGGGGAUGGGGAUGGGAAUGGGAAUGGCGAAAGAUGAGCCCCGUCGCUUGUCUGUCCGUAUGCUACACAAUUGGAUGUGGUUCUGGCCUCAGUUGUGUUUCUGAGAGGGCACUUGAAUGUGCGGAUAUGGCCGGAAAUCUCAGCAGAACCGAGUUUCAGAGAUAUUUGCGUAUGAUGGAGAGGUGUUUCACCCACCUUCAGGACUGUCGCGUGCGUCAAGAUGUGGGAUUUAUU
Molecule: messenger RNA, 1315 nt
Organism: Exophiala mesophila
Lineage: Eukaryota; Fungi; Ascomycota; Eurotiomycetes; Chaetothyriales; Herpotrichiellaceae
Exons: 1
Coding region: 114-1118 (334 amino acids)
Source: RefSeq, a predicted model, not a curated record